This is a messenger RNA of Dryobates pubescens (Downy woodpecker), 2112 nucleotides long. RefSeq lists its product as uncharacterized. Gene Ontology annotation, cellular component: membrane. The coding region runs from base 1 to 2112 and encodes 703 amino acids. Gene Ontology annotation, molecular function: galactosylceramide sulfotransferase activity. The record is from RefSeq and is a predicted model, not a curated record. NCBI's taxonomy places the organism in Eukaryota, Metazoa, Chordata, Aves, Piciformes, Picidae. Gene Ontology annotation, biological process: glycolipid biosynthetic process. The transcript has 6 exons.
AUGCGAAUUCCCCUAACUGCUGCGGUCCCCCUGCCGCCCUUGGCUUCGCGGCGCCCCGAGCGCCCGCCCGCUCCCCGGCGCUCUCCUGCCGACGGCGAUGGGGCUGAGAGGCAGCGAACGCUCCUCACGCGUGGUCUGGCCAGCUCCUUCGGCAGGCAACGGGAGUCAGGAGCGGUGACCAGCCGCCUCAUCCAGAGCAAGAUGAAGUUGAAAGCGCUAUACAGGUGCCAGCCAGGUUGGCUCUGGACCUUCUUCAGCCUCCUCAUCCUCCUCUUGUUUACACUUCAAGUUGUGGAGAAGCUGCAGCCUUCCAAAAGCUGUCGGUGUGAGCUGGAACGUGCCCUGCAGCAGACCACAGACCAGAGCCAGCUCACCCAUGCCCUCCAGACCCUCCCUGAGCUGGUGUGGGAGGAUGACUACCCACGCUGGCAGAGGAAAGCCAUGCCAGAGCCCGCUUCCACUGAGAGUCUGCAAGACGUUUUUCAGAUGCAGCUGUACUUCAGCCAGAAGACCCCACUGGAAAGCCCAGGCAGCCAGGAGGAGCACUGGACAUGGCAGCCUGCAGAGAGCAGCAAGAAGGUGAAAGUCCAACCCACAGUGCUGAAAUCCCAGCUGCUUGGCCUAGGGAAAGCAACCAGGGAGGGUCCUUCUACAAGUCUCCCUGGGAAGAUCUCCACAGUCUGGGGAGACAAUGGUGCUGCCACCAGCAAGUUCAUAAUCUUUGCAAACAGGAUGACCACAGAGGAGCAGAGGAGAACAUCGCUGCCAGAACUGACACAGGCGACGGUAGAGAGCCAGUCCCAGCCUCAAGCCAGCGGUUCCCCCUACCAUCAGUGGGGAAGCUCACCUAAGCACGCUGUGCCAAGUUCAGCCCAGCUUCCACAGGCAGAGGACUUUCACCGGACAGACCCGGAGAGAGGAUUUUUCCCAGGCUGGACGGAAGUCUCUAAGGUUGAGGAGAUGACCCUUGGAGAAGAGCAGCAGGCCAGAGGGGUCUCCUCUCAAGAGGAGACAUGCGAGCCCAAGACCGACGUAGUGUUUCUGAAAGUCCACAAGAGCGCCAGCAGCACCGUCAUGAACAUCCUCUUCCGCUUUGGGGAGACACACAACCUCACCUUUGCCUUCCCCGUGGGAGGGGGCAACCAGCUCUUCUACCCACGGCACUUCUUGGCGAGGUUCGUGCAGGGCUUCUCCCCCCGGAGGCCUCGGCGCUUCAACAUCCUCUGCCACCACAUGCGCUUCCUGCAGCCAGAGGUGCAGAAAGUGGUGUCCCACUCAGCUGUCUACUUCUCCAUCCUGAGGAACCCUGUGCAGCUCAUGGAGUCCUCCUUUGUGUACUACAAGGGCGCAUCAGCUUUCUCCCGUGCUCACAGCCUGGAGGAGUUCCUCAGGCACCCCUACCUUUACUACAAUCCCGCAAGCAAGGACAGUCACUAUGCCAGGAACCUCAUGACAUUUGACUUUGGCUUCAACCCCAAUGGAGAGGUCUCUGCUAAGCGGGUCCAGCUCAUGCUGGAGGCCAUCGAGGCCUCCUUUGACUUGCUCCUCAUCUCCGAGUACUUUGACGAGUCCAUGGUGCUGCUGAAGGAGAUGCUGUGCUGGGACCUGGACAGCGUCAUCUACUUCCCACUCAACAGCAGAGACAGCAGCACCAAAUCUCCCCUCCCAGACACCAUUGUGGAGAAGAUAAAGAACUGGAACAGGCUGGACUGGGAAAUCUACACCCACUUCAACAGGACCUUCUGGGAAAGGAUCGACCGAGACAUAGGCAGGGAGCGCAUGCAGCAGGAGGUGAAGGCGCUUCGGGCCAGGCAGGCGGAGCUGGCGAGGACCUGCCUGCAAGGCAGGGGCAGCGUGGCCCCAAAGGACAUCAAGGACUCUUCCCUGCGGCCCCUGCAGCAUGGCAACGCCAAGAUCUUGGGCUACAACCUCAAGCAGGGCUUGGACGCGGAGACGGAGCGCGUGUGCCGGCGGCUCGUGACCCCGGAGCUGCAGUACAGCAGUGCUCUCUACAAGAGGCAGUUUCCCCCAAAGCAUCCCCAGAGCCACCAGCCCCCUCCCUCUCAGCAGGGCAAUGCCCGGUGGCACAGGCUGGAGGGGUCCCAAAACUGA